This is a messenger RNA of Spodoptera litura, 2043 nucleotides long. NCBI's taxonomy places the organism in Eukaryota, Metazoa, Arthropoda, Insecta, Lepidoptera, Noctuidae. The record is from RefSeq and is a predicted model, not a curated record.
UUCAUAUCUGAUUCAUUAAUUAUUACAGUUUUAUACCUUGUGUUGUAGUGCUGUGAUUUGAAAUAGUACAACCUAGAAAUGGUUUUCAAAAUUAUUGUAUUUUCUAUUUUUAUUUUAUUUUGUACUCAAAUUACUUUGGGAUAUGAGCUAAAUAUUUUACAUUAUAAUGACUUUCAUGCAAGAUUUGUGGAAACCAGCCGAUUAGGAACUCCUUGCAAUCAGACAGCUGAUACUUGCAUCGGUGGCUUUGCUCGCCUCGCCACCUUAGUUCGUCAGCGCUUAGUCAGUGAACCGGACUCCCUUCUUCUCAACGCUGGUGAUAGUUUCCAAGGAACUAUUUGGUACAAUAUCUUACGAUGGAAUGUCACCCAGGACUUCAUGAAUAUGCUUCCUCAUGAUGCUCAUUACUUUAUGUUGGAAAUAAUUUCUUAUAUUACUUUCACUAGAGCCACCUUAGUUCGUCAGCGCUUAGUCAGUGAACCGGACUCCCUUCUUCUCAACGCUGGUGAUAGUUUCCAAGGAACUAUUUGGUAUAAUAUCUUACGAUGGAAUGUCACCCAGGACUUCAUGAAUAUGCUUCCUCAUGAUGCUCAUGUACUAGGAAACCACGAGUUUGACAACGGUAUUGAAGGAGUAGUGCCUUAUUUGAAACAUUUGAACUCAACAGUUGUAACAGCCAACAUUAUUGAUGAUCUCGAACCAACAAUACAAGGACUAUAUGAAAAGAGUAUAAUUAUCGAGAGAAAUAAUAGGAAGAUUGGUAUCAUUGGAGUUUUAAUAGCUACUACUGAUAUUCUAGCAUCUACAGGAAGACUUAAGUUCAAAAAUGAAAUUGAAGCCGUCAGAGAAGAAGCUGAAAAAUUGAAUGCACAAGGUGUAGAUAUAAUAGUCGUUUUAUCACAUUGUGGUCUGGAUAUUGACAGAGAAAUAGCUCUUCAUGCUGGACCGCAAAUAGAUAUAAUAGUUGGAGGACAUAGUCACACGUUGCUGUUUAAUGGAGAAGCACCCGAAAAUAGUGGUUUCAUUCCAUUAGGGCCUUAUCCUGUGGUAGUGGAACAAGGAAAUAGAAAAGUUUUAAUCGUUCAAGCAGCAGCGCAUACUCAAUAUUUGGGAGAAAUUAAAUUAACCUUUGAUGACAAUGGACAUCUAACCCACUGGGCGGGAAACCCACACUAUAUUGGAAAUGAAAUCGAACAAGGUAUGGCGCUGUCUCGAGCUGGCCCCAACCAGUGGAAUUAUGCACACUUCUGCGUGAAUAACCGAGGAGUUAUUAGAGCAGCUAUUGAUAGUGGAGUGAUAACUUACGAAGGGAUGAUUGUGGCCAGUCCGUUCGAGAACAACGUUGAGGUUUUUGAUUUAAAAGGCGAACAUGUUAUGGCAAUGUUGGAAUUUUCUGUGGAAAAUGUGCAAUGGCCUGGUGCACGGCUGUUGCAGGUCUCAGGGUUGCGCGUAACUUUCGAUGGUUCUCGACCAGUAAACUCAAGGGUGGUUGAUGUGCAAGUGAGAUGUAUCGAGUGUGACGUCCCUAAGUACGAACCAUUGAAGCUCGACCAAUACUACAAGGUGGUGUCACAGUCUUUCAUUGCAAAUGGCGGAGAUGGUUAUAGUAUGAUCAGUGACAAUCGCAAAAAUAUUGAGGUUCUUGGAGUUGACUACGAUAUCCUGUCUUCUUAUGUAGGCCAUCAAUCACCAGUCUUUGCUGAGAACGAAGGUCGACUAAUUUUCAACAAUUUCUGCCAACCAGAGUCAUAGGAUAUUUAUGAUUAUGAAGUUUUCCAAAAUACGUUAUACGUUGUUAUAAAAUUUCGUAUUCGCAUUAAUAAAAUUGUUGUUUAUUCUUAAAAAGAAAUAUUGUUUUCAUUGCAUUGUAUACAUUUAUUUGUGUAAAAUUACAUCUCAGUUUUUAAAAUACUCAUGAAUGAAUUUCAAUGUACAAAAUAAGGAUGAUUCAAAUGAUCCACUUUCCUAUCAUCUGAAUUUUAUGUAAGUCAGUUAAUCAAUUGACCGGUUGACCGAUAGUUGCUUUACUGAACUAAUUUGUUA